AUGGAUCUAUCUCUAUUCAUCCAAAACAAUCACCUCUACACAGAGGAGUCCCUGACAAGGUACCAACCUGGGGGUUACCAUCCGGUCAGCCUUGGAGAUACAUUCAAAAAUGGUCGCUACAGCGUACGUCAUAAGCUAGGGUGGGGUGGCUUUUCAACUGUAUGGCUUGCGAAGGAUAGAGUGGAACCUAUCUUCAAACUAUAUUGUACUAUUGUACAACUACUCGAUUCAUUUACUCAUGAAGGUCCCAACGGAGUUCAUCAAUGUCUCGCAUUUGAAUUGCUUGGUCCUUCCGUCGAUCAAGUCCUCGCGGACUACCAUGAGAGCCACGACAAGCUCUGCACGAAAACUAUAGUCCGGAUGUCUACACAGCUUUUGAAAGUCGUGAAGUUCAUUCACGGUGCCGGCAUGUGUCAUGGUGACAUUAGCGGACGGAACAUCGCAUUUAGUUGUACAAAUCUGUUGAACACAACAGAGGAACAACUUUUUGAAUUUCUUGGAUAUCCUGAAAUUGAGGCGUUGGCCCGCCUAGAUGACACGCCUUUAGAAAAUGGAUUGCCAAAACAGCUGGUCAAGGCAGCAGAAUGGGUCGAGUGGAUCGAUGAGGACGAUGAAGAUAUUCGACUACUUGAUUUUAGGGAGAGCUUUCUUCAAGGCGAGGAGCCUAAAAGGUUGGCUCAGCCAGGUACAUUGCGGGUACCGGAGACGAUUUUCACGAACUCCUUUGAUUAUCACGUUGACCUGUGGCGCACAGGUUGCAUGAUCUAUUCCUUUUUAUUCACAACAUACCCAUUCUGGUAUCUUGGUGAGGAUGAAGUUUUGGUUUUCCAAAUGAUUGGCUUCGUGGAGAGACUGCCGACUGAAUGGGAGUCUAAAUGGGAGUCAAUGCAGACGAGAUCUAGCCAUGAUCUGGAAGUAGAAGAUUGCGCCAUGUCGAAGCUCGAACAGAAAUUUGCUGAGGCCGUGCGCGACCCAAAACUCAAACCUCUGCUACGAGUGACUCAAGGAUUGAUGCGAUUCUUACCACCAAGCCGCAUCACCACAGACGAGGCACUUAACUUGCUUUAA
Molecule: messenger RNA, 1068 nt
Organism: Aspergillus glaucus CBS 516.65
Lineage: Eukaryota; Fungi; Ascomycota; Eurotiomycetes; Eurotiales; Aspergillaceae
Exons: 5
Coding region: 1-1068 (355 amino acids)
Biological process (GO): spliceosomal complex assembly; protein phosphorylation; regulation of mRNA processing
Molecular function (GO): protein kinase activity; ATP binding
Source: RefSeq, a predicted model, not a curated record